This is a messenger RNA of Sipha flava (yellow sugarcane aphid), 5502 nucleotides long. RefSeq lists its product as uncharacterized. Lineage: Eukaryota; Metazoa; Arthropoda; Insecta; Hemiptera; Aphididae. The coding region runs from base 578 to 5338 and encodes 1586 amino acids. Gene Ontology annotation, cellular component: chromosome; nucleus. The record is from RefSeq and is a predicted model, not a curated record. The transcript is spliced from 16 exons. Gene Ontology annotation, molecular function: protein binding; histone H3K36 methyltransferase activity. Gene Ontology annotation, biological process: regulation of DNA-templated transcription.
AAUCAUUUUGGUGAUAACUGAUAAGCGUUCACUUUUCCAUCUUUACGAUUUCUUUGAUCUGCAUUCUACCACAGAAUAUACCUCAGAUUCUAUGAUGUGCUAAAUAGUGUUCACUUAUAUUACAGUACAAAUUAAUGUAGGUAUUAAGGCCUUUGUGUUCUCAACUCUUCUUUAUUCAUUUGUUUUAUUUUAAUAAAUGUUUUAACUUUGAAGAAAAUUAAUUAGUUUCUCUUUGAUGUCUCCUAGACAAAAUAUAUGUAAAAACGUUGUUUAUAAAUCGUGUAUGAGUAUUUUUUACUAAUAAGUAAUAAUCAAUGACCACAGUAAAACUCAGUAAUUGGGUAUCAUUCAAUUUCAACAUCCGACACUGUCAACUACUAUUAAUAUUCAUAAAUAGCCAGUAAUUCUCUGACAUAUAUCUCUUGUUGUGAAGCGAAAUACCGGAUUCUAAAAAAAAAAAAAUUUAAAUGAAGAUUAUAGAAAUACUAAAAUUGAAACAACAUAUUAUUCUGAGUUGUAUUGUCUGUUAAAAAAACAGUGAUUUAUCAAUGCAAACAUUUAACUAGUUAGUGAUAAAAUGUCUUCUAGUAGUUCUCCUAUGGAUUAUCAAAAACCUGUGAAAGUUAAAUCUCGAUGGACACAAUCUUGCCAGAUGGAAAUGAUGAUGGAAGAGUCACAAUCUUCAUUAGAUAUGUCUGAUACUAUUACAGAUGUUUCAACUAGUGAUUUCAAUGAUAUUAUUAAUUGUGAACCUGAACUGAAUGUCAUAGAAUUAAGAAGAUCUUGUAGGACUAGUGGUAACAAAACUGAUUAUAGACAAUUAAAUGGACUGAAAACUGUUAAAAAAAAAAAAUGUAUGACUUUUAAAGCUGCUAAGAAAAGAGGUCGUAAAAAAGAACAACUAUUAAGUACUACUGAAAAUUAUAAAGAGGAUAAAGCCCAAAAGUCAAAUAGUAUUAUACAACAUUCAAUAGAUUGGAAUAAUAUUAAAAAUAUUCAAUCAAAAAAAUAUUCAAAGAGUGCUGACAAUAUUAAUGAAAUUAUUGAAAACUGUCCAUCAAAACCAAAAAUUCGCCGAGCUUCCUUAUCUUGGAAGUUCAAAUAUACAAAUGAAGUAGAAAGUAAAAUUUGUAUACUAGAAAAAUGCAUUAAUUAUAAUCUUUCUAAUGAAAUAAUGCAUUUAAAUUUAAAAGAUACUUUAUUAAAAAAAUCAUAUUUGUCUACUGAUAACCAACAGCUAAAUAAAAACAAUAAAUUGGAUAAUGAAGAAAAUAAGACAAAUAAAAAUACGGGUAAAAAUAUUUCUACAAUAACUUAUACAGAUGUUGAUCUUGUUAAUUCAAAACAUUUUGAAAAAUGUGAUGAAGAAUCAAAUAUAACUGUAAUUAAUAAAAUAUCUUCAGUAAAUCUAGAAGAACAAAAACAAUUAGAUAAAUUAAAUAAAUAUAUGAAUCAAUCAGAUGAAAAUAAAACUUUUCAAUCCAAUAAUUUGCUGGUACCUAAACCCUUAUCAUCUAAUUUGGAUCAUGUAAGGUACAAUCCUAGGAAUAAAUUUAGAAGUAUUCGUUCUAAAAGUUUAGAUAACUUCCAGAUCAAAACUAAUAGUAUUUUUAAACGUUCUAAAAGUUUUGAUGAUAUGAAUAUAUUAAAAUAUUCUGUUUUUGAUCAUUUAAAGCUGAAAAAACGACAAACAAAGUCACCCAAAAAAAAUAGGAGACAAUCAAAAAGAAUUAAACCUAAGAGUAAGAAUAUGGAAAUACUUGAUGAUAUGAAAGUUCCACAAGUUAAUUAUGAUCAAGUAGCAGACGAAAUGUAUAAAGAAUAUCAAAAUCAAUUACUUGAAGCUCGGAUCAAUGAUAAAGAAUUUGAUCAAAAAUUAAAAAAUACCAAUUUCACUUUAGUUAAUGAAAAUAUAUAUAGACCUAACAGGCAAGCUUUAAAAUUAUAUCCACCUUCUGAGAUCUCUGCUCUACGUACACUAAAGCAAAGAGUAAUAUCUGGAGAUAUAAAUGAUUAUUGUGAGUGCACAUUAUCUAAAGAAGAUAUACUUGAGGGAAUUACUGGUUGUGAUGACAGAUGUCUUAAUCGAUUACUUAAAGUUGAAUGUGGAUCUGGUUGUUCUCUUAAGCGAUAUUGUACUAACAAACAAUUUCAAAAUAAACAAUUCAAAAAAACAAAAAUUAUUAAAACAGAAAAUAAAGGUUAUGGAAUCUGUGCUGUUGAAGAUAUUCCUAAAGGUGUUUUGAUUAAUGAAUAUGUUGGUGAGGUUAUUGAUUAUAAAGAAAUGUGUAAUCGUCUAAGAAAAAAAGAGUAUGCAAAUCUAAAUUAUUUAGUCCAAUUAAAUUCUGAUGAAAUUAUUGAUUCAACUUCAAAAGGAAACUUAACUAGAUUUAUUAACCAUAGUUGUGAUCCAAAUUCAGUUGGUGAAAAGUGGCAUGUUUUGGGACAGUCUCGUAUUGGAUUCUUUAGCACUCGAUAUAUAAAGAAAGGUGAAGAAAUCACAUUUGAUUAUAGUUUUCAAAUAUUUGGAGAUGGUGCUCAAGUAUGUUAUUGCGGUUCAUCAAAAUGUCGAGGAUUUAUUAGUAAAGCAACACCAAUUACUAGUCUAAGUAAUUCAGAAGAUAGUGAAGACGCUACAGAAGAUAGUGCAUCUGGAGAGAAUCAGAAAAAAAAAAGAAUUCUAAAUAAAAGGACUGUUUACAACAAUGAAAAUAAAUUAAGAGAGUUAGGUAGACAACUAACAGAAAUUGCUAAAUUAAAAACUGGAUUAAAAGCUGAUCAAGAAAUGGCAACACUGAAUUUAAAUAGACUUAUGGUACAUAUUACAGACAGUGUUAGUCGUUUACAUGUCUUAACAUUUAUUCGAGAACAUGAUAUGAACAAACGUUUAUUUAUGGACUUCAGUGGACUGAGUAUUAUUCACAAUUGGAUGACUUCAAAUGAAAAUGAAUCAUUUAAGCUAAUGAUUUUAGAAAUUCUUGCUGAAUUACCUAUUACAAAUAGAAACACCAUUACAAAAUCUAAAGUUAUAGAUGUUGUUGCUGAGUGGGCAGAUAUUUCUCAAGAUGUCAGAACUAAAAUUGAAAGAUUAGAUUAUCCAGUUAUAGAACUACAUAAGCAUAUUCAAGAAAUAGACAACUUACUACCAACCAAUAAUAAUAGUGAAACAAUAAAUGUUUUGGUAGAAAAAUCUAGAGCGUUGUGGAAAAAGUGGAUUGUAUUGAAAAUGAUAUUUAAAAUCCCCAAAAAAACAGAUCAGCAUAAACCAAUUGAAGAAAUUAAUUUAAACAAAAAUAACAUAGAUUCAUGCUCGUAUAUGGAUAUAUCGGUUAUAGAUCGAAAAACAUUUCAAGUUUCAAAUAAAUAUUCAAAUAAAUUGCGAAAUCAGCAAACUGUAUCAUUUGAACGUAUGAAAUUACGAAAAGAAUAUGAACAAAAAAUAGAGCAAAACCGGAAAAAUGUAUUUAGAAAACAAGUGAUGUAUGAUUGGUUUGAGAACCUUGAAGGAGUGAUGACAAAAAAACCAGAACAACAUUUCUUAUCACAUCAGAAAACAUUGAAUCCUAAAAGCCAAAAUUCAACAGUCAAUAUGCAAAUUCCUUGUUUAAAUUCUAUGCCGCCUCAACAACCAUUAGUUCAAUUUCCACAGUUAGAUUCUUAUUCACAAUUACGAGUAAUUCCCAAGUAUCAUUUAGGUAAUCAACAAACAUUUUUUAACACUCCAUCAUCACUCCCUAAUAAUCCGUAUAAAUUACCUCUUAAGUCAGCCAUAUUACCUAACAGUACACCUGAUCAUCAAGAUUUAAAAAAACCUGAUAGUUCUCCUAAAACAUGUCUAUUGAAAUCAGCUGAGUCCAAUGUCUUCAAUUUGAUCAAUGAGAGUUUACUCAAGCAUUACAAUUAUAAUAAAAAUCUAAAAAUGAAUACAGAAAUUGAACAUUCUAAAAAUUUAUGUCCAAGAGCUGUUCAGUCUGGUAUAGAUUUAUUAGCUAGAAUUAAAAUUAUUAGUAAUUCUUUUAAAAACCAACCUUCAAAAUUAAUUAAAAUUAAGACUUUGAAACAAAAAAAUGAUAAAACAAAAUUAAAAAAUAUACCCAUAUCGGAAACUCGGUUGCAAACUGUUUGUAAUAAAAAUAGAAGAAUUACUUUUAUCAAUGAACAAACAGGUGUAACUUCUAAUACUUUAAGUGAAGAUUUGAUGCCGACCCCUAAGACUAUUCCUUUAUCUGGAAAAAAUAAAUUUGCUAAAGCCAUAUUCACUUCUUUAUUAAAAAAGUCAAAGCUUGAAAAAGAAAAUUUAGUACCACGUAAGUUUGUCUCAACUAAUCUUACCAAUUCUGAAGUAAUUACUUGUAAUGAAACUGACAAAGAAAUUGAAUUGUAUAAAAAUAUGAGACCCAAAAUAAUUAAAAAAGUAGUCUCGCAUGUAAAAGUAAAAAAUGGUGUUGUGCCUGUUAUUAAACGACAAUGGGGAUUUAAACUGAAAGGUUUAAAAGGAAAUCAUGACAAAAUACCAGCUACAAAACGUAAUAUAAUGCGAAAGGGUAGUAUACAUAAAUUAGCAUUAAAAAAUGGUGUCGCCAUUACAACAAAAUCAGCUCUAAAAAGACGAAAUGGUAUUAAUGUUGAUGGUCAUUUAAGAAAACCUAAAGAGAAAAGAGUUACAUUCAUGAUUGAAGGUGAAACAUCACCUAUUUCCCCGAAAUCAGAAGUACGUCCUAUCAAUUUGAACCAAAACACAAUAAAGCAAAAGCCAUUUAUGAAAUGCCAUCCAUUUGAAAUACGCAAUGAAGCCAAAUCUAUCCUUCAGCCAUCCACAUCUACUGUUCAAGGUAAUAAUUUUCAAUUCCCUCAAAUUGAACAGUUAUUUGAAACAACAGAUAAUAAAAUUAUUACGCCUAUUGUUACAAAAUUCAAAGCAUCAAGACAUAAACACACCUGUAAUAAAAAAAAAUCAACUGAAUUAAAGAAAUUGCUAAGUCAGAGAAAGCAUAUGAUACCUAAAAGCAUGAUGUCUUUAUCUAUAGAUGUAUUAAAACUUAUUCCUGACAAUGGAAAAGAAGUGAAGAAAGUAGUUGAUUAUUAUCAUUCAAUGGCCACUGUUAUAGUUAAGACCUUAGGAUCAUAUGCCAAAACAACUUGUCAACAAGCACGUAUAAGAAAUAAUGAAGAUUUUAAGUUCCUUGCCAAAAAGUUAAAUUCAAAUGUAUUAUUAAAAGAAUUACAGUGCAAAAGACCGGAUAAAUUAAAAAUAAAUAAUAUCACUAAGGAGAAAGUGUCAGAAUAUAUUAAAAAAUAUAUGUCAAGGUAUGGCGAAGUUUACCCGAUUAUACAUUGAUCAAACUGAUCGCUAUGAAACUAAAUAAGUUAUACAACUAAUGAAACAUUACAAACAUUUUUUUUAUUUUUAUUAACUAUUAUUCUUGUGAUUUCUGAAAUUACAUAUUCUUUUCCUUAAAAAUUCCUGUUUGUUUAUUAUUAUUAUAUUAAAAUUUUUUUGAA